Messenger RNA from Monoraphidium neglectum, 231 nucleotides. RefSeq lists its product as hypothetical. The record is from RefSeq and is a predicted model, not a curated record. The transcript has 2 exons. The coding region runs from base 1 to 231 and encodes 76 amino acids. NCBI's taxonomy places the organism in Eukaryota, Viridiplantae, Chlorophyta, Chlorophyceae, Sphaeropleales, Selenastraceae.
AUGACCACAGAGCUGCUCCAGCUGUCCAUGCUGGCCGGCAAAUUUGCAGAGUUUGACUUGACCGGCAAGAAGAUGUUUGUGGAGAAGAUGGGCGAGGCGAGCGAGAGCUGCAAGAUUUUUAUGAAGCGUCUCGAGCUGUCCGACGACCCCGCGGCGCGGGAGUACCUGCGGGCCACAAACGCGAAGAUGCUGGAGGGCGGCCUCAGUCUGCAGGCGAUGAUACAGCAGUGA